CCGGGUGGCUUCGUCUUCUACCUGAAUGCAACUGCUGCUCUCCGAUGGCAGAGUUCCAGAGCAGAGCUCUCGCCGUUCAUUUUCAUUUCAUAUUCAUCCAAUAUGAAAGUGUUUUUCGAUUCUCCCUGCUUUGCUGUUAGUUAAAACGUGUUUUUCGAAAUGGCUCGUUUCGGGAAUUUCAAGGUCAUGAAUAAUGCUGGUGAUAUUCUCUUUGAUGUUUUAUCUCGGUUGCCAACGAAAACUCUUCUUGAAAUGAGAUUUGUAUCUAAGGCGUGGCAUCGACUUAUUUUAGACCGAUCGUUUGUACAAGCUCAAUUUCAGAAGUGUGGAUUGGCAUUAUCAGGUUUCAUGUUUCAGGAGAAAUACCGAAAGUGUCCUAUUGAUAUAAGCACUUUCACCUAUAUGCCCAUAGAUGCAGAUUCUAAGGUGCAGAAAAUGGUGUUUGGUUUCUUGCCUGAGGAUGUUGUUAUUUUACAAUCCUGUAAUGGCCUGGUUUGUUGUAGGAGUUGCUUCCGUACACAACACUCCACAACACACUCCACAACAAUCUACGUCUGCAAUCCCUUGUUUAAGAAGUGGGUGAGUUUUGAAGUGGCUCAGCUGGACAGUUUCAGCAGCAUUGCUCUAGCAUUUGAUCCCAUACUGGACCCCGUAAAUACUGCAACAAAUUUCAAAGUAGUUAGAAUACAGCAGUUGGAGAAUGAGCAAGAGGAAAUGUACUACACAUUUGAAAUAUACUCUUCAGAAACAGGGACCUGGAAGGAAUCAAGUGAAGUUUGCUAUUCAGAUGGCAAUUUAUUGAAGAACAAUGGCACUUAUGCUAAAGGGGUCUUACAUUGGCUUACUGAUACCGAUCAAAUCCUUGCAUUUGAUACAGAGAAAGAACUCUCUCUGUUGGUGCCAUCUCCAAUUCCUGCCUUGGAAAUGUUCAUCGACGCUCCUGGAACAUGCAUUGGGGAAUCCAAGGGCUUACUGCAUUUCAUCAUGAUCUGUGAAGAUGGAAUCAUCGUGUGGUGUCUGGAUGACUAUUUUGAGGCAAAAUGGACGCUCAAACAUUCAAAACAGCUCCAAAUGAUUGAGGACGAGAACCCGAAUAUGUUUUUCAAGUUAUACAAGAUCAUGCAAAGGAAAAGGCUUCCAGGCAUGGAGCCAUAUAUGGAUCCGUGGGCAUUUAAAGAUGAGGUUUUAUUGAUGAGGGUGUUUUCAACCGUCUAUUUCUACCACAUAGAAACAGGGAAGGUGGUGGAAGUCUGUAACGUUGCCAGUUUGGGUCCAAACGCUUUUGUCAGUCCUCCCGUAAUUCCUUACUCGUUGAGCUUGAUUCCAUUGGACGUUUCUCUCUCACGAUCUGAUCCAAACAACACAAACCCCAAUGAGAACUAGUAAUCCUCUAAUGGAUUCCCUUUUGGAGGACCAUCUAUUUUAGUCUCUGGUUUUGUAAAUGGUUUUGAUAGGGGAUAGAGUACAUAGCAAAUGAGCUUUUCGCUCAUUUGAUUGGAAUACAAUGGGGGUAGAAUUUUGGAUAUAAACAAAGUCUAGGAUGCAAACCACUUUUUAUAGUUAGAGCAGCAAUGUGGCUUGAAAUGAGAUUUGCGUCCUUGUGAUAUUUGUAUUGCGUCCUUGUGAUAUUUGUAUAAGGAAUGUGGUGGAUGAUGGAUUGUUACAUUAGAAGAUUUCCCAAUUGCCCUUUCAACAAUGCCUUUUAACUUAUUUCA
Molecule: messenger RNA, 1715 nt
Organism: Cucumis sativus (cucumber)
Lineage: Eukaryota; Viridiplantae; Streptophyta; Magnoliopsida; Cucurbitales; Cucurbitaceae
Product: F-box protein At5g07610-like
Exons: 2
Coding region: 160-1383 (407 amino acids)
Molecular function (GO): protein binding
Source: RefSeq, a predicted model, not a curated record